Penicillium griseofulvum is the source of this 1614-nucleotide messenger RNA. Its product is annotated as aromatic amino acid ammonia-lyase. Bases 1 to 1614 code for a protein of 537 amino acids. Gene Ontology annotation, molecular function: ammonia-lyase activity. NCBI's taxonomy places the organism in Eukaryota, Fungi, Ascomycota, Eurotiomycetes, Eurotiales, Aspergillaceae. The record is from RefSeq and is a predicted model, not a curated record. The transcript has a single exon.
AUGGAGGUUAUCGAGCUAUUGGUCCAGGCCCUCAACCUUGGCAUUACUCCACUUAUCCCUCUUCGAGGUAGUAUUUCGGCCUCUGGGGAUCUAUCACCACUUGCCUAUCUUGGUGGAUUGAUUGAGGGAAGUCCUGACAUCUUCGUGCAGGUGGGACGGGAAUGUCAUAGCAAUGGAAAAACAACAAUAGAGAUUGAGCUGAUGUCAGCUGCGAAUGCGCUGCGUCGAGCCAACAUCACACCUCUAACUUUGAGGGCAAAGGAAGGCCUCGGCAUCAUGAACGGAACUGCACCAAGUGCUGCGGCUGCUGCGCUCACAUUGUAUGAUGUCAACAACCUCACUGUUCUGACCCAGGUCCUCACCGCAAUGUCAACCGAGGCACUUCUCGGAUCAGUGGACAAUUAUGACGAGUUCAUCUCACAGUGUCGGCCACACCCGGGGCAGAGAGAAGUGGCCCGCAAUAUCCGUGGGUUCUUAGCUGGAACUAUGUUAGCCGAGAGGACACAUGUUCAUAGGCAAGGUCUCGCCCAAGAUCGAUACGCCUUGCGUACUGCGCCGCAGUGGCUUGGGCCUGUGACCGAAGAUCUCUUACUGGCCAAUCGGCAGAUUACCAUUGAGUUAAAUUCAUCGACCGAUAACCCACUGAUCGAUGUAGCGGGAGAUCGAUUUCAUCAUGGUGGAAAUUUCCAAGCUGCAUCUAUCACGAGCGCCAUGGAAAAGGCUAAAACAGCACUGGUGAUGCUUGGCAGGCUUCUUGUAUCACAGUGUCAGGAGAUCAUCAAUCCCAGCCUCAACAAGGGAUUAGCGCCGAAUCUCUGCUUCGAUGACCCCAGUAUCUCGUUUACAUGCAAGGGUAUCGACGUAAAUAUGUCGGCUUACUUCUCGGAACUGGCAUUUUUGAGCAAUUCCGUUGUAAGUCAUGUGCAUGUUGCGGAUAUGAACAACCAAUCAGUCAACUCGCUAGCUCUGAUCGCAUGUCGAUAUGUUAAGGAAGGUGUCGAUAUUGUGACCAUGAUGUGUGCAGCUCAUCUAUACGUUCUCUGCCAAGCCCUCGAUCUACGAGCUAUGACACUGGACUUCUUAGCUACUGCAAAGGUAUCUCUCCGUGACCUCUACCAAGAACUAUGGCGUGCUGGGGAAAUACCCCCUUUUGAUACGCUGUGGGUUGCCAUCACUAAAUCAUGGGAUGCGCAUAAUGACUCGGACGAGAUUGAAACGCGGUGCGAGAAAGUUGCAGCAGACUCAGCCCAUUGUGCCGCCGAUCAGAUAACAAUUUCCGAGUCAUCUUUACCUUUCGAUCGGAUAAAACUAUUUCCGAGAUGGAGGGCUGGCGUUGCAUCUAUUUUGAAGAAGGCGCACGGGGAAACUCGUCAUCAGUUCCUCAUUGAAAAAUCGACUCCUCGCUAUUUGGCCACCUCGACGAAGGAAAUCUAUAUUUGGGUACGGCAAACCCUGCAUGUUCCUCUACACCAAGGACUCGUGGACCACCCCGGAGAUACCGGGGAUGCAAAGGACAAUAAGACCAUUGGAACAAGACUUUCACUGAUCUAUACCGCCAUUCGGGGUGGAAGAUUGAGGGAACCACUGCAGAAGGCAACCGGAAUGGCAUUGUAG